AUGAACGACCAGGAGCUUCGGCAGACUCGGGCCGAAGUUGAGAUGCAUCGCGAUGAGCACCAAGCCGUCACAGAGCUUGCCACGCAGCGCGAGGAGGAGCUGCGGCGGGCAGAAGGCGAAUGCCUGCGCCUCGUUGACGAUGCCCGGGCCAGCGAAGAGCUCGCCACGCAGCGCGGGGAGGUCACCACGGAGCUCGCCACCCGGAGCAAGGAGGAUCUUCAACGUCAGGCUGCUGAGGCUGUGGCCUUGCGUACCGAGGAGCUGCAGCGGGUGCUGCAGCGCGUGAAGGGAUCGCAGCAGGAGGAGCUCCAGCGCCUCCGAAGCCAAGUCGAGCAUCUUGGCAGAGAGGCGGCGCUGGAGCGGGCGCAGCGGCAGAGCCGGGAGGAGGAGAUUCGGCGCUUCGACAUCCAAGAAGAUUGCCUCCGAAACGAGCUCCGGACCGUCGCGGAGCUCGCUGCGCAGCGAGAAGAGGAGCUGAUGCGGGUGCGGCGCGACUGGGAGCGCCUCCGAAACGAGCUCCAGGCGCAAGGGCUGCACACUGCGGCAGACGGGGGCCGGUCACACCUGGACGAGGUUGACGACCACACGCGAUUUAUUGAAGUUCCACGGGCAGAUGCCGACCUUGAGCGCCUUCGUGACGAGCUCCAAGCCAUCACGGAGCUUGCCACACAGCGCGAGGAGGAGCUGAAGCGGGCAGAGGAUGAGGUGGAGAUCCUUGGAGAUGAGCUCCGCGCCAUCACCAAACUCGCCACACAGCGGGAAGAGGAGCUUCUGCGAGCCCACAAGGAGGUCCUCCGGCUGGAGGAGGAGCUGCUGCAGGCGAAGGCCGAGGCUGAUCGCCUUCGCGAUGAGCUCCAGGCCAUCACUGAGCUGGCCAUGCAGCGCGACGAGGAGGUCGCCGACAUCCAGGAAGAGGUUGAGCAGCUGCGUCGAGAUUCGCAAGCUCUUCGCAGCCUGAUGCCGGCAGACACGGAGGAGGAGGCGCGGCGUCUGAAAGAGCAAAUGACGGCGGCCCUGGCAGAGGCUGGGCUCUGA
Symbiodinium natans is the source of this 1035-nucleotide messenger RNA. NCBI's taxonomy places the organism in Eukaryota, Dinophyceae, Suessiales, Symbiodiniaceae. The record is from the annotation of a GenBank genome assembly.